AAUAUUAUUUUAGCAAAUUUUAAUUAGUUUAAUAUUUUACGUAGUUUGGUCGGUAUGAGUUGAAAUAUACAUUUUUAUAUAUACACACGCACACGCACGCAUUUAAUCAAGCUAUUGGGACUCGUCGGCUGCUUAAUAGCGUGACAGCGCAAUCAGUUUAAGUUGUUUAGUUAAAUUCGUUUGGCUAAUUUAGUGACGGGAAAUUUUAAACGAAACGUUUGUGUGCGCUCGUUAAGCCCGACAAUACAAACAAAAUGUGGGAAAAAAUAAAAACUUGGAUUCUUAUAACAUUUUUGGGUCUUGUCUUCAUUGCAAGUGGAUUAAUUAUAAAUGCAGUUCAGGCAUGUAUAUAUCUAACAAUUCGUAAAGUAAAUAAAGAUCUUUAUAGAAGAAUAAACUACUAUUUGAUCUAUUCAUCCUGGUCUCAAAUUGUGGCAUUAACAGAAUGGUGGUCUGGUACAACUUGUCGUUUAAUAGCAGCUGAUGAAGACACCCUGAAAAAUUUUUCUAAAGAGCAUGCUCUUGUUGUAAUGAAUCACAAGUAUGAUGUUGAUUGGUUAAUGUGCUGGUUAAUAUGUGAUAAACUGAAUAUGUUAGGGAGUGCCAAGACAUUUUCAAAAAGCUCUCUGAGAAAAAUUCCUGUAAUCGGAUGGAGUUGGAUAUUUGCAGACAUGAUCUUCCUUGAGCGAAAUUGGGAAAGAGAUUCUCUUGUUUUAGGACAGAAACUUGAUGAAUUGAUGAAAUACAAAGAGACAGUUUUAAUACUAUUAUUUUGUGAAGGAACAAGAUUUACACCAGAAAAACACAAAGCAAGCAUGGAAUAUGCUCGUCAAAAGAACUUGACUGAAUUGAAAUAUCAUUUGCUUCCAAGAACUAAAGGAUUUAAUUAUUGUGUUCAGCAUUUAAAGAAUAAAAGUAAGAUUGUAUUAUUAUGUAGUUAAAAUUGCCAUUUUACA
Messenger RNA from Centruroides sculpturatus (bark scorpion), 956 nucleotides. RefSeq names its product 1-acyl-sn-glycerol-3-phosphate acyltransferase gamma-like. Bases 255 to 941 code for a protein of 228 amino acids. Gene Ontology annotation, cellular component: endomembrane system. NCBI's taxonomy places the organism in Eukaryota, Metazoa, Arthropoda, Arachnida, Scorpiones, Buthidae. The record is from RefSeq and is a predicted model, not a curated record. Gene Ontology annotation, molecular function: 1-acylglycerol-3-phosphate O-acyltransferase activity. The transcript has 5 exons.